UAUGAAUAAGUUAUUGCUAUUAAUUUCAUUGAUAUUCUGGCAAUUUCAAAAUGUCGAAAAUGCUGCUAUUCCAAAUUUGAAUUUAAACGAACUUGAAAAACGUGAAACUGAAAGUACAGUCACAGAAGUUUUAAUCCUUACCACAACCAUAACAGAUACCCAAGAAACUGAGAGUGUGGUCACGGAAGUUUUAAUCCUUACCACAACCAUAACAGACACCCGUGAAGAAGCAAUCGUUAACUCAACUGCAACAACUUCCACUCCAGAACAAUUUACCAGAGAGACUUCCUAUCCUAAACAAGUUACCACAAUAUCGUCCUCUCCAGAAGAAUUUACCAGAGAAACUUCCUAUCCUGAACAAAUUACCACAAUAUCUUCCUCUCCAGAAGAAUUUACCAGAGAAACUUCCUAUCCUGAACAAAUUACCACAAUAUCUUCCUCUCCAGAAGAAUUUACCAGAGAAACUUCCUAUCCUGAACAAAUUACCACAAUAUCUUCCUCUCCAGAAGAAUUUACCAGAGAAACUUCCUAUCCUGAACAAAUUACCACAAUAUCUUCCUCUCCAGAAGAAUUUACCAGAGAAACUUCCUAUCCUGAACAAAUUACCACAAUAUCUUCCUCUCCAGAAGAAUUUACCAGAGAAACUUCCUUUCCAGAACAAGUCACCACCUUAUAUUCCUCUCCAGAACAAGUUACCACAUCAACUUCCUCUUCAGAACCAACCAUUUCCAUAUCCACAGCCAUACCCUAUGAAGAACCAAUCGCAACGGCAAUCAACGUGGUCAGAGGGGUUGAAACCUUCCAAGAAACAGACAUUGUCCUUAGUGACACCGGAAUCCUUUCACUCGUUGACGUUGUGAAUGUAGUUAUCGAAUCUGCUUCUAUUGAGAGUGGGACUUCAUUAUUUUAUACACAAUCAUUCCUGGCUGAUGAUGAAGCUAUCAGUGUUCAAUUAUCGGAUGUUGUGAAUGAAGGAUUGAUUUGGUUGGAUAUUAGAACUGCUCCACAAUUGGAUGGUAUCUUGUUUAAGAGAAGAGACCAAAGCUUGAAGAAGAGGGAUGAUGAGAAUGUUGUUAUGUUGACUAAUCUUGAGAAUAAUGGAGAUUUAAUGAUUGUGGCUGAUGGAAACACGAUUAUUGAAAUUGUGGGGUUGACUAAUACUGGAAACAUCCGUUCUGAAGCAACUAAUGGACAAGCAAUCAUGAAUACUAAUAGUAAUACUGAAUCAUUUGUUAAUUCUGGUGUUUUAUCAUUCCUGAAUUUCUUGUUUAAUGCCAAUGCCUAUAUUACUGGGGAUGGAUCGAUUGUACUUGAAGACAAUUCAGAAUUGGUUGUUAAUGGAGUAGAAAUUGAAUCUCAAAUUUUCUUAGAAGGUGAAUCUGCUAAGGUUACAUUCACCAGUAUUGCCAGUUUAUGUAGGCUUGAUUGUCGUUAUAUAUUAAGAAAUUUUGGUGUUGGGAAUCAAAUUGUUCUUAAUUCUGAAAUUGUAAGUAUGUCAUAUUCAUCAGAUUAUUCAGCUUGGUUGGCUGCUACAGCUGGUGGUGCUCAAGUAAUACUAGAUUUUGGUGAAGGGUAUGAUUCUGUUAAUUGGGACUUUACAACCACUCCUGGAGUUCUCACCUAUGUUGCUGAAACACCAGAAGAAGCAAUUGCAGAUGCUCCAGCUAUUGUAAUUGAAGUGGAGGCAAUUCCUGGUGCAGAACCUGAAUUAUACACCACUACUUUUGUUAGUUCUGAUGAUGGAGCCCCAACCACAAGAAGUGCAGUUGUGUUGAUAAGUACAAUUGAUUCAGUUUGGUUUACAAGUAUUUCUUAUUUCUCUGAUGAAGAAGCCGAAUCCACCGAAACUGUGACUUCAACCAUUUCUGCUCCACCAGAAACUAUAACCGUCACAAGUCCCCAAGCUACUGCAACUGUCCAAGAGACACAAACAUUCACCGAGACAUCGUCUUCAUCAGCUGUUCCAGAUGGUGGUGUUGUUGGUGUAUACUUGUCUCAAUCAGUUAGUACUGUUCCCACUGAUGGCCUUAUUGGCGUAUACUUGUCUCAACCAACUGCUUCUUCUCCUACUGAAGGUCUUAUUGGUGUAUACUUGUCUCAGCCAACUGCUUCUUCUCCUACUGAAGGUCUUAUUGGNGUUCCAGAUGGUGGUGUUGUUGGUGUAUACUUGUCUCAGCCAACUGCUUCUUCUCCUACUGAAGGUCUUAUUGGUGUAUACUUGUCUCAAUCAGCCGCUUCUUCUCCCACUGAAGGUCUUAUUGGUAUUUAUUUGUCUCAGUCAGUUGCUUCUGCUCCCACUGACGGUCUUAUUGGUGUAUACUUGUCUCAACCAGCGGCUUCUUCUCCCACCGAUGGUCUAUUUGGUGCAUACUUGUCUCAAUCAGUUCCUUCUAUCCAAACUGAAUCUAUUGAAGGAUUUUUUGCUGGUAUUCCUGCAGUUGAAACACCCAUUCAAGGUUUACAAGCUGUAAGUGUACCAAUAGCUGUUAUAGUUGAAGGAGCCCCCCAGGAAGUUUCAGAAGGAGACGCAUUAAUUGAGGAAGAAGUGUCAGCUGAUACACCUGAAGAAGAAGCAGAAGUAGAAGAUGAAGUAGUAGAAGUAGAAGGUGAAGUGGUAGAAGAAGAAGAUUCUAUUGCUCUUGAGGAUAGCAAUAUUAGUGUUAACAGUGGGUCAUUAAUGACAGUUAGUGCUGGAUGGUCAUUCGCUUUAUUUGUUUCGUUUCUUAUUCUUUAG
This is a messenger RNA of Hemisphaericaspora subhashii, 2734 nucleotides long. RefSeq lists its product as uncharacterized. Lineage: Eukaryota; Fungi; Ascomycota; Pichiomycetes; Serinales; Debaryomycetaceae. The annotation marks the transcript as partial. The record is from RefSeq and is a predicted model, not a curated record. The transcript has a single exon.